CUGUGAGUCUGGACUCACGACUCUGUCUGUCUCUCCCUCUAUGGGUGUGACUCCCACUCCCUCCCAGCUAUGACACAACUUGGAGUUGCUUUUGAAUAAGUGCAGCAAAGUUGCACGCUUCUUUUCACGGUGACUUUCUGAGGAGCCUCUAGUGCCAGGUCUGCGGAGCACAAUGGCCCAACUGCUGUGGAUUGUUACUGGGUUCUGCUGCCUGCUGAGUGCCUGCCAAGCCCGCACAGUGAUCAGCUGCCGCUUCAAAGGUGUCUUCCACGUGGAAAAGUACGAUCGAUACGCACUGAAUCGGGAAGACGCCAUCAAGCUCUGCCAUGAGCUCAACACCACCAUCGCCAACCUCACGCUUAUGGAGAUCGCCCAAGACAUUGGCUUUGAAACCUGCAGGUACGGCUGGAUUGAAGACCGGGUAGUUAUACCGCGAAUCAAACCAAAUCCCAUAUGUGCUGCCAAUUACACUGGCAUCUUCACCCUGGGCAAUAACGAUUCCCUGCGCUACGACGCCUACUGCUACAAUGCCUCAGAGACGGAAGACAAGUCCUGUGAACCCGUUCUCCUCCUCAACGAAACAGACCUUUCUCACAAAACCAUUGAUUCCUAUGAUCCGACCUUAGAUACUCAAAACCCUUUUCGAACCCAGAAUUCUGACAAAAGUGGAGACACAGUAACUGAUCCUGGGCCUGCCAUGAUCACACCAGAUCCUGGGCAGGAUUGGGAUGAUAUUCAAGGUACCACUGACCCACAUGGUGACCCCUUUUCUACAAAGGGAGAUGGUUCUGAUUCCACAGAACAAACUAACGAACCUGGAAUUGAUCAUUCUGGGUAUCAGGAAGUCCCAGGCCAUCAUUUUCCUGAAGGAACAGAUCAUGAAGUAAAUGAAUUUGAUACCGAACAUACGACCACAGAAAAUUCUCAUGAUUCUGAUGGACAUUAUGAACAUCCAAGACAUCAUGAUCAUCAAGAUAAUACAGGAAGAGAUUACACCAGGCCAGAUGAUGAAAGCAGUAAAGAGCCUGAUAGCUAUCCAGGAGAGGUCACCGAUUCUGCCCUUGAUCCAGAUGAAGAACACGGUGACCACCAUGACCAUGAUGGAGAACAUGGCAAGAAUCCAAAUAAGGGACGAAAGAUUCAGCCUGGUGAAUCUGAAAAUGACAUAACCAAACAGCGAAGAGCAGCUAGAGUUCCUGACUGGUUAAUUGUACUGGUGGCUCUGGUGGCUCUGGGCCUGAUCCUGUCUGUCUGUCUCGCAAUCAAUACCCGCAGGCUGUGCGGUCAAAAGAAGAAAUUGGUCAUAAAUGGAAACAAAACAAAGCUGGAAGACGGGGAGAUUAUGGAGCAAAAUGGGGACAACAUCAAGUCUCAAGAGAUGGUUCAGCUCGUUUCCCAAGAGCACACAGUUGAACAAGAAAAUCAUAUGACCACAGAAGACAUCAAGAGGAACGAGAAGGACAUAGACAUGAAAAUUGGAGUCUAGCAUCUCCAAAACCAAUGAGCAAAAUCUAUUGGGACAACAAGGAACAAAGACUGAAUGUAGAGAUAUAAGCCAUGAACUGCUUCAUAAGAACCCCGGCUGCUUCUCUAUGUCUAAAUCUUAUAGAGGAGGCCAAAAAGAAGAACACUUUUCAGGCUAUUCCAUGACAACAGACACUUUCCAAUGCUCUUCUCCUGUAUCAAAUCUUUUAUUGGGGGUGGGGUGGUGGGAGUGGUGUAAGGAAGAUAAAGGACUCAAAGACCUGGGCUUUCCAAACAACUUGCCAAUAAAAGACUUCUGUAUCAUCUUCAUCUGCUGAGGACACAACCUUGGUUCCUGGAGGUCAAAGCUCUUUGUCAAGAUGAUACAUUGGAAAUUCUGGACAGAAAUCAAGGCACGUUAGUGACUAAUUAUAUUUAGCAUUUCCACGACAUGUAUUUACAGUUCUGUGGCAUCGGUGGACCCAAGAAGUAUCUCAUCGUGUACCCAAAUCUACUUUAGGUGGCCCAAGCUUGGGGGGGUCCAGCAUAGGAUCAUCUUCUGAAAUUUCAGGCAACCUUUAUACUGAGUUAGGUUCCUAACAAUACAUGGUAUAUUUAAUUCAAUCAAACUGUUUCAGAAGAACGGUAGAAUGAGGGGCCCAGGCUGAAGGCUAGGGUGCUCUUCAGCCUGAAGAUCAGUCAGGGUUAGAUAUUGGUUGAAGAACAGCAGGAUGAAUGAUAGUUGACAUUGAGGCCCCUAUUAAAAAUACCUGCUUAUUUUUGUACAGAUUCUAUUUAAGUUUCCUUACCGUAUCUCGUAUCCUUACCGUAUCACACCCUGGGUGUCAGUUUCAAUGAACAAGAGAAGAAGCAUUGGAUCUCAAAAUAUCUCAAGCCUUCACAUGAGUGGCUCUGAUUGGCCGGCAUAGGCCAUCGUCAAUUUAGGAGCUUCAGUGGACUCUCGUACUGUGUAUAUGCUGGGAAUACUUUAGUGCUGAAAGUUUCAGACGAAUGUAUAUUAUUAACCCUUCACUCCCAAAGAGUUCUCAUUGAACAGCGCCUCUGGUAGGAAAGGGGGGUGGAGAUGAUGAGGAGAAGCUUAUUGUAUAUAGAGGUUCCAAGGGCUUAACAGUUUCAUGUAUGGAAGAUAUUUUAUUUAGUGUGUGUCUUUUUGUAGGAGCUGUGUGAAAGGGUGGCUGGGUUUUCAAGGGGUAACUAGCCCUUUAUUUCAUGGUGAAGGGGGUUGAACCCAAUCUGUUAGGGUACUAGCGCAAUUUUGUAUAUUUGGGCCCCUGAACAACAGCCCAGGCUACCGGAUUACUGGUUUAACUGGGGGCACAUUGGGCAAUGUAAUAAAUAAAGUGACAAAAAAUUUUUAGGAGCCCAAAAACAUGACCCCACCUACUUUUUAUUUUAUAUAUUGCCCUAGGGGUAAAGUCGCACCAUGUAAAUGGUAAGAAUGAUCUUCUGAUAUUAACAAAGGUCCAAUGUGAUUGGUUGCUCUCUCAGAUUGGGGAGACACAUCAGUCUUACAAAUGGGAUCCAUUAAGACCUGCUGGAUAGUGGUGAUAUGGAACAUUAUAGGCACAGAAACACCCAACUUUGUGCCGUGCGAUGGUUUGACUUACCCUUUGGAGCACUUAUUUCUUCCAAUGACCCCUGUUACACUGGUGGGCGGGACUAUGUAAAUGAGUAUUCAAAUUACGGAAGAACAAUUCUUUAUCCCUUGUAAAGAGCCCAGAUACAGCCCGCGAGCGGAACCAUGAUUCUGUGUGGGUCGGGAUAUCUGUAGAACACAUGAGGAAAUACCCCAAUAAUAAAAGCACAUGUUCUGCACUA
Messenger RNA from Xenopus tropicalis (tropical clawed frog), 3303 nucleotides. It is a transcript of the gene cd44, whose product is annotated as CD44 molecule (IN blood group). Gene Ontology annotation, biological process: cell adhesion; animal gross anatomical part developmental process; regulation of apoptotic process. Lineage: Eukaryota; Metazoa; Chordata; Amphibia; Anura; Pipidae. The record is from RefSeq and is marked provisional. Gene Ontology annotation, cellular component: membrane; microvillus; protein-containing complex. Gene Ontology annotation, molecular function: hyaluronic acid binding.